Messenger RNA from Beauveria bassiana ARSEF 2860, 1728 nucleotides. RefSeq lists its product as uncharacterized. NCBI's taxonomy places the organism in Eukaryota, Fungi, Ascomycota, Sordariomycetes, Hypocreales, Cordycipitaceae. The coding region runs from base 1 to 1728 and encodes 575 amino acids. The record is from RefSeq and is a predicted model, not a curated record. The transcript is spliced from 5 exons.
AUGUCUGGGCCCGUCUGCGACAUUACGCCCGGCCUGUCCACGCCUCAGGUCGAUGCCUCCUUCCCCAAGAUUAGCCAGCAGACAUAUCAAUUAUACAUGCAAAACGUCGACGACUCUUCUGAUUCGCAGCAACAUGCCAUGAACCAGCGAAGCCACUCCGUUCGACCGGCUUCAUCCGUUGUUGAGCACAGCGAACCGGGCGCCACUGCCAUGAGCACCAACGUCCAGAGCAGAACCGUCGAGUUAGCUUUAUUUAACCACGGCUUGGUCACACCAGGCCAGAGCCCUGACCCCAUCGAUGUGAGCAGCUACAUACCUCCAGCUCCGUGGGACACAAGAAGCUUCCGAUCAUAUUGUCAGAAUAAUAUUACCAAGGCUCCGCAACUCCUCCUGCCACAAUUCGGACAUGAUGUGUUUAUGGACAACAUGGGCAGGAAGCUGUUCAGUUUUUACAUACAUAAUUGGUGUCCUGGGCGAAGUGUGUUAACAAAAACCAACCUGUGGUUGACUGAUUUCGCCAGCAUGAAACAUCCCGCUGUUGUAGCUGCUAUACAGUCCCUCGCUGGUGUUUAUGUUCAUGAUUAUCUGCCAUGUGAUAAUGUACGGCGUCAAGUCAACAAAAGGUUUGCCAUCGCCGAAGCCCGGCUCAGCGAGCUGCUCCAGGAUGCCGCCAUUCUAGACGAAAGCGAGUCUGGCGAGCUAGUCACCUUGGCGUCAUUGCUCUCUAUGCAGGAUGUGGUUCUCAUAGAACGCAGGCUCCAAAAACCCUACUGGCCUCGCUGGUUGACGGGAUUCACACAGGCGGAGAACGUGCUUCAGCGCACGGAUCCAGGCUCUCGUUUUUAUAAAGACUCAAAUGUUCAGGUCUCUGCCCUACGCCUAUCGCAAUCAGUCAUCGUUGGUAGAGGUGUCAUUUUAGCUCAGCUAAUGAUGCCCCUCCCGUCUCUCGCUACUUUCGACCCUAUUGUUGAAACAUGUAGAUUUGGAUUCCUCUUAUAUGGAUCUGAGUCGGACAUGUAUGAAAUCCACGGUGGAUGCGGUUUCUCAAAACGCCUGCUGCACAUCUUCAGCCAGGUGACCUACUGUUCCACUCGCAUGCUACAAGAAUGCGAAACGCCUAUUGUGCCUGUAACUGCCCAGAUGCUCUACGACCAGCUUGUGCAGUUGCCACAAUGGAGUGGAGAAUAUGAUAGCUGGGACGCUGCUAAAAACAGAUCGCAACCGAUUGAAUGGAUUCGGCAGGUGGGCGAGAACUACGUUGUUCAAGAAGCGAAACAGAUGACCGGGGUGACGGCGGAAGCGUGGAGACUGGCUGGAAUGGUCUACCUGCAGUGCCGCCUAUUCAGACUUCCGCGAAACCAUCAAUUGGUCGUUGACAACAUAGCCGACUUAGCCAAGUGCAUUUCUAUUAUGCCAACGUCAGGCUUUAUAUUUACGGCUCAAGCCCCGCUGCUACCGGUCUUCUUCCUCGGGCUACUAGCCACCGUAGAAGAACAUGUUCUAGUCGCGGAUGCCUGGUUUCAGCACGUCAUUGAAACCCCUGUUCGCAGUAGCGUGCCGCCACUUUAUCAAGCUUUGAGACGUAUUCAGAGCUGGAUGGACCAUGAAGUCCCAGUGCCCGCACCAAACACGGAACUGCCCUGCGCCAUUGCUAUGAGGCAACCCUGGUGGGAGCUUAUGGUGUCCAAGGUUCAAGAAAAGGAGAACGAAGUCCUCUGCUUGACAUGA